UAAGUUAUCCAAAUUAGAAAAUAAUAAUUUGCUUUUCUUCGUGGGCAAAUGCUUCAGACUUCCUCAACUCCGCUUCCGUCCUGAACUUUCAACUCUUUCGAUUCUCAUCCAUUCCUUUGAAUUUGAUUGCUUCUUCUCUCAAUGGGUUUCCUUUAUCUCGCUAUCAGAAUACCCAGAGCCAUUUCCAUCAUCACCUUCUUUGCCAACAUCUUCACUCACGCCAGAUUCCUGUUCAUUGGCACACUCGCCCAACUGGGCCUCUACAAGCCACCCCCUGAAGAAGAGCCUAAUUCCAGGGACAAUUCUGAGAACUAUAUUCUUAUCUUAGAUGGCUCUUCCCCUUCUCUUGUUCCAAUCCCAGUGAACGUUGUGACUGCAGCUAUCAAGAAAAGAGUUCCCCGUGUUCAAUUUCAAGAUUUUAUCAGACGACGACAAGGAGGAGAAGAAGAGGAAUUGUCUGAGCUGAUCGUGUGCAGUAUUUGCUUGGAGUGUAUAGAAUGGUGUGAUGAGAUCAGGGAGCUCUGCAACUGCAGCCAUGUGUUCCACAGUGGGUGUUUGGACACUUGGCUUGAUGAGGGACAGGUCACUUGCCCUUUGUGCAGGUCUAUGCUGUUAACCCCGAGAACAAUUCUUACCAGUUGUAAUGAAAAUCGAGAUGGGUUGCCGCAAAACGAUGCCCAUUUGGUUGAUAACUGAUUCUUUCAGGUUAUAUUUGAAUUAUUUUCUCGUACAGUCGCGCGCAUUAGAAUGCUUUUAUGAGUUGUGCAAGUUUUGGUGAUCCAUUUUCUUGAUUUUUGUUUUUCGUUUGAUAGCUGCUGAUUGAUGUACUACGAUGUGACUCUUGAUUGUGUAUUCUGCAUUGCUGUUUCUCCAA
Molecule: messenger RNA, 874 nt
Organism: Sesamum indicum (sesame)
Lineage: Eukaryota; Viridiplantae; Streptophyta; Magnoliopsida; Lamiales; Pedaliaceae
Source: RefSeq, a predicted model, not a curated record